Molecule: messenger RNA, 734 nt
Organism: Gracilinanus agilis (Agile Gracile Mouse Opossum)
Lineage: Eukaryota; Metazoa; Chordata; Mammalia; Didelphimorphia; Didelphidae
Gene: BATF
Product: basic leucine zipper ATF-like transcription factor
Exons: 3
Coding region: 196-609 (137 amino acids)
Biological process (GO): regulation of transcription by RNA polymerase II
Cellular component (GO): nucleus
Molecular function (GO): RNA polymerase II cis-regulatory region sequence-specific DNA binding; DNA-binding transcription factor activity, RNA polymerase II-specific
Source: RefSeq, a predicted model, not a curated record
UCAGCCACUAUGUCACUGUUAGGUGCAGUGUCACCAGGCUGCAGAGAGAAGAGGACCCUGGGAUCCAGAGGUACAUGGUGGGCAAGAAAAAAGAAGAAUCCCAGGAAGGUGGUGGGCUGGUGACCUUAUGAGUGGGGGAGAAAGGCUGCUUGGUGCUUAGAGAGCUAGAGGAAGCCCGGGCUCGAAGGGAAGCGGAUGAAGCUUGUCCAACCCCUGGAGACUUCAGCCAUGCCUCAUAGCUCUGACAGUAGUGACUCCAGCUUCAGCCGUUCGCCUCCACCCAGUAAUAAACAGGAUUCCUCAGAUGACGUGAGGAAAGUUCAGAGAAGGGAGAAAAACCGUAUUGCUGCUCAGAAGAGUCGACAAAGGCAGACACAGAAAGCAGACACAUUACAUUUGGAAAGCGAAGAUUUGGAAAAACAGAAUGCAGCUCUCCGCAAGGAGAUCAAGCAGUUGACGGAGGAAAUGAAGUAUUUCACCUCAGUGCUGAGCAGCCAUGAGCCACUGUGCUCUGUCUUGGCCACCACAUCCCCACCACCCCCUGAGAUGGUCUAUGGUACCCAUGCCUUCCACCAGCCGCAUGUCAGUUCCCCGAGAUUCCAGCCGUGAUCUCAACCACCAGGGGAAGAAUGUUAGAGACUUAGACAUUCAAUUGCAGAAAGAUUCCUCACUAGGAUUUCCAGUGGGAAAGUCCAGUGGGAAGACACAAAAUAAGGAAAAAGACUUGUACGAAA